CGCCCAUCUCCCGGCAGGAGGUGAUGCAGCUGGAGAAGCAGCUGGGGGGGCAGCUGAUCGGAGCCCCCCGCGUCCUGCACUUCAAGGACAGUUACCACAACCUGCGCCUCUCCAUCCACGACAUGCCCAGCUCGCUGUGGAAGAGCAAACUCCUCGCCAGCUACCAGGAGAUCCCCUUCUACCACCUGUGGAGCGGGCUGCAGCCCUACCUGCACUGCACCUUCACGCUGGAGCGCCUCAGCCCCAGCACCUGCCAGCUGGCCUGCAAGAUCUGGGUCUGGCAGGUGGAGGGCGACGGGCAGAGCUUCAACAUCAACUUCAACAUCGCCAAGGACACGAGCUUCUCGGACUGGCUGGUGCCCGAGAGCGAGGCAGGCUGCCCAGCCCUGGUGGGCCCCAGUGCCUUCAAGAUCCCCUUCCUCAUCCGCCAGAAGAUCAUCAGCAGCCUGGACACGCCCUGCGCCCGCGGUGCUGACUGGAGAACGCUGGCCCAGAAACUCCACCUGGACAGCCAUCUCAGCUUCUUUGCCUCGAAGGCCAGCCCGACCGCCAUGAUCCUGAACCUGUGGGAGGCGCGGCACUUCCCCAGCGGGAACCUGGCGCAGUUGGCCGCCGCCGUGGCCGAGGUGGGCAGACAGGACAGUGCCCUCUUCGCCGUCUCGGAGGCCGAGUGCUGAGGGGCCAGCGCAGGGCAGGGCGGGGCCCUGCGGAGGGGGGAGCACAGGCCCCGGGGCAGCGGCGUGGGUGUCACUGCCCCAAAGGUGCCAGCUCUGUCCCCCGGGGGCCUGUGCUGGGCUCCUGCCCCUGCUGCCCGCGCAGGGGGCAGGGGGCUGGCUGGGUGCAGGCACUGACAGUGCUGGGGGCUGUGCCCCUUGCUGCCCCAGGACCCCUUGAGGACUCACCUGACCCCCCCCCCCCCCCCGCAUGCCAGGGGGCUGUGGGCCAGUCCCCCCUUGGGGGCGUCUUGGAGCCAAAGAACAGGCCAUGGCGGGGGCUGCGGGUGGGGGCUCUGGGGGGGCUGGGAUGGGCAGCCUGGCUCCAGCCCGGCCCAUCCGGGCGCUGUGUGUGCAGCGGGCAUUGUGCGUCGUGCGUGCUGUAACCGUGUGGGGCCGGGCGGUGCCAGGCCCUGUCCCAUGUUGUGUAAAGACCGGUUUUUAAUUCUGUAUUCAAGUGCAUUCGCGUAUUUACACUUGGCCUUAUGUACAUAGCCGGCAGCGCGGGGAGGGGGCGAGCGGGCACCCUGUAAAU
Messenger RNA from Terrapene triunguis (Three-toed box turtle), 1248 nucleotides. Its product is annotated as netrin receptor UNC5A-like. NCBI's taxonomy places the organism in Eukaryota, Metazoa, Chordata, Testudines, Emydidae. The transcript is spliced from 4 exons. The annotation marks the transcript as partial. The record is from RefSeq and is a predicted model, not a curated record. Gene Ontology annotation, cellular component: membrane. Gene Ontology annotation, molecular function: netrin receptor activity; protein binding. Gene Ontology annotation, biological process: netrin-activated signaling pathway; anterior/posterior axon guidance.